Molecule: messenger RNA, 1357 nt
Organism: Cuscuta campestris
Lineage: Eukaryota; Viridiplantae; Streptophyta; Magnoliopsida; Solanales; Convolvulaceae
Source: the annotation of a GenBank genome assembly
CGAAAAGAAUUCCAAAAUUCUGGGGUCAAAAUUGAAAGUAAAUAAAAAUCAGAUGGAAAUUCCCCAAAAUCCCCAAAUCCAUAAUCCCAGCCUGGGUUCUGUUUCUAGUGCGUCUAUCCUUUUAGCUGGCUUUAGCUGAGCCACUCAAGAACUCCAGGAAUCAGUACCAUUUCAGUCUGUUUCUUGAUAGGUAUGUGGAAUGUGGACAUGGCUUUUCCCUUCUUGACCAGCAUCAUUAUCGCAGCCCUCCCAUUGUUAUACUUUAUGGUCUACUCCUACUUGUGUCCUUCCAGCAAUGCUCCAUGCCCACAAUCAUACCCUAUAAUUGGAAAUCUCAUAGGUUUCCUUCGGAACCAUCACCGGUUCCAUGACUGGGUUGCAGACAUGCUGUCCACAACCCCAUCUCUUACCCUUGAGGUUAAAACCGUCUUUGGCCUCUCCCGAGGCAUCUGCACUGCCAACCCAGAAAACCUUGACCAUUUUCUCCGCACUAACUUCCCUAACUAUGUGAAGGGCACCCGGUUCAAUUCUGCCCUCCAAGAAAUUCUUGGUAAUGGAAUCUUCAAUGCCGAUGGUGAACUUUGGUCCGGUCAGCGCAAAAUCGCAAGCCAUGAGUUCAAUACCAGAUCACUCAAACAAUUUAUCAGAGAGACCGUGCAAUCCCAGCUUUCUAACAGCUUGAUGCCGUACAUGGCCAUGGCUUGUGAUAAUGGAGAAGCCAUAAAUCUGCAAGAUGUGCUCCAGAAGUUCACAUUUGAUAAUAUAUGCAAUGUGGCUUUCGGCGUUGACUUAAACAGGACUGAUGAAAAAGAUGUGUAUUUGUCAUUCGCUCGUGCAUUUGAUUAUGCUGUUAAGGUAAGUUCAGACAGGUUGUUAUCUCCAUUGCCUGCAAUCUGGAAGAUCAAGAGGUUUUUAAACAUUGGGAGUGAGAAAAGAUACAAAGAAGCCAUUGAAGUGGUAAAAGACUAUGCCAUGAACAUAUUGAAAACCAAAGAGGAGAAAAUAGAGAACGAUGUGGGAAAGGGGCUGGAAAUCAAGCAGGACUUGUUAACGAGGUUCUUGGACUCGGUUUCUGAUUAUAAGUUUCAUGAUCAAGAAGAAAAGACAAAUUUUUUGAGAGAUAUUGUCAUCAACUUCAUACUUGCAGGCAUGCAGUUCUAUUUUUUUCACUAGUAGGGGAAAAUUGCAAAAUUAAAACUUUAAAAAAAUCUAAAAAAGUGUACGCAUCAAGCAUCUACGAGUAAUUGUUUUUGGUUACUGUCACAUUCCAAUUUUACUUUGCCAAAAUAUGAUCCAAAAGUAUAUUGUUAGUGUAUAAAACCUUUCUUGGGCCUACAACCACGAGUUUGAGUUUUUU